CCUGGAUGUUGUGUUCUGCAGUAAGAACCAUCGUGCACAGUGCACACAGAGAAGUCCAGCCUGACGGUCACGGCAAAGUUACGUGAUUAAGAAAUGUCUAGAGCUCAUAAUGUCAGUGCUGUGGCUCAGACUGGAAGUCAUAUUACUGCACCUGUACUCACUUCUAAUACAAUAGCAGGCAAUGUUUACAUAACACAUAAUGCUUCUGGUACUUCUCACCAAGACUUUGUGGAAACACAACCAUCAGCAAACCCCGUGAUUUGCAAGUAUAAAAAGGAUAUUUGCAGUGAGUACCAGUGUUUUAAAGAGUAUAACUCCCUGGCUGGAGAAAAUGUGCUGCUGUGUCAGCGCUACACUGAACCUCUGAUCAUUCAAAAACAUAGAGAUCAAAAAGAAAGAGAAGAGGAGAUCUCCUCAAAAGGAGAAAGUUUUCAGCAGGUCCUCAGCUCCAGGAGCAGUCAUGAAUCUGUCCUGAACUCUCUGUUUCACGCAGAUGAUCGUGGGAUCACUCCUAGAGCUGUCAUACUGCAGGGAAACUCUGGGAAUGGAAAAUCUUUUGUUGUGCAGAAGAUCAUGAUGGACUGGGCAUCUGGUAACCUCUACAAAGAUCAAUUUGAUGUUGUGUUUCACUUGAAGUGUAAAGAAAUUAACUGCAUUCCUGGUAAAAAGAGUUUGUUGAAGCUCUUGAGCAGGAGUUGUGGUUUAACUUCAGAUGAGAUCUCACAGAUGCUCCAGUGGUCACCAGAGAGAGUGCUCUUCAUUAUUGAUGGGUUUGAUGAACUCAGACUCCCACAGGACGAUAAUAACGUGACAUCACCCACAGAUCUAGACAAGAGAUGCACACCUGUGCUCACCCUUUGUAAACUGCUGAAAGGACAUCUCCAGGCAAAAUCCUUCCUCUUGGUCACCAGUAGAUCAACAGCUACAGACACUUUAAGCAAACGGCUCAAGAAUCCUCAGCGUUUCACUGAGAUUAUGGGCUUCUCUGAAAGGGGGGUUGAGGAGUAUUUCCAGAAGUUCUUUCAGGAUGAGGGACUCUUUGAAAACGCUUAUACGUUUGUGAAGUCGAAUGAAACCCUGUUGACUGCCUGCUCCAUUCCUGUUAUCUGCUGGAUCAUCUGCACAACUCUCAAGGAAAGAUUUAAACCAGGUGUCGAGGUAAUAAGUGGUUUAGAAACAACCACAUCCAUAUAUGUUGACUUCGUGUUCACUCUACUGGACCAUCACAGUCAGGGUUUGAAUCAAUUAGAUCUGCUGAGGAGUCUGGGCCAACUGGCAGAGAGAGGGAUGCAUAAAGAACGAGUCCUGUUUGAUAAAAAAACUUUUGAUGAAAUAAUGAAAGAUCAGGAUGGGUCUCCAUUUUUAUGCAAGUACCUCUUCAAAAGAAGAAUCCAGCAGGAGACAAUGUUCAGCUUCAUGCAUCUCAGCUUUCAGGAGUUUUUUAUUGCUCUGUACUGUGUCUGUCUGGAUACAGAUCGGGACAUGAGGAAACUCAAUGAAGCUUUACCUUUUAGAGAUGUGGGGAAAUUUGCUUUUGGUCUAUUAAAUAAGGAGUUGCAGUGCACACUUGAGAAACACGGUCUCAUUGUUUCUAAAGACACAGAAGCCCAUUUAAAAAAACAUUUAGAGGAGAUUAAAGGUUUAAACGGUUCUCCUCAAUAUUUUCUUAACUGUCUCUAUGAAGUCCAUGAAAAGAGCUUUGUGCAAGAAGCUAUGACAUCCUGGAAUAAGAUUUUUGUAUAUGGUGGUUUCUUUAGCCGAACAGACUGUUGGGCCCUGCAGUAUUGUGGUCAGUUCUGCCAAAGUUUUGAAGAAAUAAAAAUCACGUAUUGCAACUUAACACCUGAAAAGUUGUCUAUGAUUCUGCCUGUACUUCACAAGUGUAAGAGAAUAGUGUUGGAUCUAUUAGAACCAACAGACUCUGUUCUUGCUGAUCUGAUGUGCUCUAUUACAGGAGGACAGGGCCAAUGUGUUAAUGCUGCUCUUCGUAUGGAUUUUCCAUCUGUUGGUUCAAUUUCUCUGUUAGUCAGUAAUGAAGAAUCCAGAAGAAGCAUUACCUUUCUGUAUCAUAUCAGAUCUAAAGUACAUUCACUCUGUCUCACUCUGCCACGUUCUGAGCCUAUCGACUGGGCAAAGUUUGUUCAAGUACUCACUAAUGGGGACUUGGAUGACCUGAUGUCUGCCAUCCAAUCUCAGUCUGAAAUAAAAAAGGUGGAACUGAAAGUAGACUGUCUGAAUGAAAGCUUGUCUCUUUGGACUCUCUGCACCAGCCAGAAAUGCCCCAGUCUAACAGAAAUCAAGAUAGAAGCUAGUUUUUUACUGGAGGAGGGAAUCAAGAUCUUGCAAAAGCCACACACAAGGUCAAACUGCACACUAACAUUUGAAGGGUUGAGAUGUACCAAGCAAUCUGAAAAAUGUGCACUUAGAGAGCAUAAACUGAGCUGCAACCAGAUGUUUAGGAUUUGUGUGACUUGCCAGGGCUCUGAUGAAGUGACUUAUGAAGAGAGCUGGCAGAGAGGUGCUGAGUCUGGACAACCACCAUUACAAUAACACUCGUCCUCUGUGGCAGUGGAGAGACAACACCAUACAGAGGGACAAUCUGACCCCUUGAGGGAGGGGGAUGGGCAACUUCAACAUGGUCUAGCAGAGCCUCUAGAACUGCAGUCAGAGCUGAUUCCUUUUGAUUCCUUUUGAAUUAGAGGGGGAGUAGUGUAGAGUGCCGUCACUCUGUGUUCACAUGAUUAUUCUGAUUGCAUGCACCUGUGGACACACCGGAAAGACGAAGGUUUUAAAGGAGGCAGAAAGGAGAGCGGACGUGUCGAGGUGGUGAUUUUCUUGUGGGGUAAGUUUGUUGUCUCUCGGGGGUAAUAGGUCCUCCGGAGGUGAAGAUAGUUAGUUAGUUAGUUAGUUUUGAAAAUAUGAGAGAGUGGAGUCAGAUGGGUAAUUGAUUCUUAGCAUCACCAUUGCCUCGAAAGAGUGUGGGCUGACAUUUGUGCACUACCUUAUGUAAUCGCUUUGGAGGGUGGACUAUCCGCCCGCCCGUGUGAUUCGUUAUGGAGAUCUUGUGGUGACGGAUGGCUGAACUUUUACGAAUGGACUUUAGACGUCGCCUCUAUCUAUGCAUGCCCAUUCAAAUUGCAUUGGCUGCUGCCCGUGUUCUUCACCCCUUAUGGAUGGGUCUAGGUGGCCCGAGGAGAGGAAAGUGAGUUUAAUUUAUGUACUUAUGUAUUGAUAAGUUGUUAGCUGUAGGUCUGGCGGUUUGCGUGGGAGGGGAGUUGGGAUAUUGGACGCAGUUACACCCUUUAAGUGUGUUCACUGUGUGCGGUGCAGUUUGGCGUGCCAUUUGCGUAAAACAAAUGUGUGAUGUGUUAAAACUAGUGAUGGUCAACCCGGAUCUUUUUAAGGAUUCGGGUUAUUCUGAGUCACUCACUAAUAUGAUCCGGGUUGUGCGAGUCACUCGAGUCACUUGAGUCACUUCCAAUUCAAAUCGCUAAAUCAUACUAAUGCCAACCAAGCAACUCAGAUCACGCAUGCAGCUACGAGUCUACGACUCCUCUGCUCGCAAAAAACGGCUGGGGAACUCGUAAAAAACAUGCAUGUCCGUGGUAACAUUAUCAAUAACAGAAUUGUAAAAGUUCGGUGUGUUUAGUUUCAUUUCAUAAUGACAAAUAUAUCAACACCACGUUUAGAAGAUGUCAGGCUUUGUUGACUUGGAUGUGAGAGGAACGUGUCCUGUUUCAGAUUGACUUAAAAGAUCCACGAUAGGUUUCGGUUAAUGCAGCCACACAGUCACUCAUCCACGCAAGAACAUGAUCUUGUGAUUGAGUCCCAGACAGAGACGCCCGCUCCUGCACGGGUCCUGUGAGUGAACCACUCGCAUCACUCUGAGUGACUCAGUCAACAAGAGGAGCUGUGUAUGUCCGUCGGUGGCGGAUCUUUCCAGCAGCACUGCUGCAGCAGUCCUCGGAUUUAAAAUGUUUAAACAUUUGCAGCUUCUACCCAAAACAUUGUGCCAGUCAAAUAUUGCAACAGAUUAGCCUACAUGAGUCAGUGGGUUAAUAACACGAGCAAGGCUCAUUUUUCCUAGUUCAGGAUUCAAGCUCUAUGAGUUGAGUCACUCUCUGUGUGAAUCCCCGAGCCGCCGACCAACUCAUUGUCGCGCGCACGCAUCCCUUUGUACUCGGACUCGGAGCUGCAGGAAAUUACGAUCCGGAAUAGCAGCUUUUUGCUCACUCGGUACCCCCAGUUGACAUUGGAGAUGUAAAUUAACUUGUUGUUGCAAGUUAUAGAACCUAUGGCAGCUUAUGUAGAGUUAUUUGUUGUAAUUCUGUUGUAAACAUUUGAAGAGCUUUGUGUUUUAUACAAUUUCUCAUUCUUAAUGCAAAAUCUGAGAGGACUCAACUGACUCGGGUUAAUGGUCACUAGGACUCAUGGUUCUCGAGUCAUUUUAGGGAUCGGGUUAAAUGAUCCGAGUUUCGAGUGACUCGCUCAUCACUAGUUAAAACUAAAACUCACUGUGUGCAGAUAUUUGUGUGUGUGAUAUUUCGUUAUCACACGAUGACUGACAUUUUGUCACAUUAAACAUCUAUAAGCUUUGCAACCAAAUUAAGCUUUAGCUUACCUGAAACUAGGGAACUGUUGUUGACUUCAAGAUCUUUAAAAUAAUAAUUAUUACACUUGGUAUUUCAUGUUUUUGUGUAGUCAUUUUAUUGUAAUUUUAGAUUUCAGCAUUUGCUUAUUUACAGGGAACCAUUUUCUUUUUUGACCACGGAGGGCUGGUGGUCUAUGAAAUUCCCUGGUAGAUUUUGUGGUCCCACUCCGCCCCUGUGCCCUUGUCUACAUUUUAAAUAUUUACGUUGUGAAAUAAAGAGACUUACUUUGAUGCUUUCUGUUUGCUGUGUAUGAACUGGGUUUAUUACACAAUUUUAAUCACUAUAGUAUUUUGUGAUUUGAUUUGUACAUAUUUGCCUGUUCAGCACAAAGUUCAUGUGUUUUAUCGCCUCAGCUGUAUGUCACUGUAAAAAAUUAUUAUUUAAUCUGCUUCAUGUUUUGUUAAAUAUGUAAAGUGAUGCACGAUCUCUGUUCAUCUGUUCUCUUCACAAAUAAACACAUUUGAACUUGAA
Messenger RNA from Paramisgurnus dabryanus, 5123 nucleotides. Its product is annotated as NACHT, LRR and PYD domains-containing protein 1 homolog. NCBI's taxonomy places the organism in Eukaryota, Metazoa, Chordata, Actinopteri, Cypriniformes, Cobitidae. Gene Ontology annotation, cellular component: cytoplasm. The record is from RefSeq and is a predicted model, not a curated record.